AACCUUAACAAAAUGGAAAGCUCAAAGUGUUCUUUAAAACACUGUAGAUCGCUUGAUUUGUGAUCAACGUGGUCUUUUGUGAGAUUUCUAGGGUUUGUGGUGGAAUGGGGUUUGUGGAUUUUUUUGUUUUAUUUGUUAUAAUUCUUUAAUUGUUCAUUAAUGUUGAUCUGAUUUGUCAGUUUGAUGCAGGUUUUUCUGUCCUUCGCCGCCUGACACCUCCCUUUUUGAAUUAAUCUUUGUGGCGCUUAAAAUGUUCCACGCAUUACAAUUUUUGUUGUUUUUGCCUAUAAAUACCUGUUUUCUACGUUUGUCUAAUUCACCAUUCCAGCAUAUUCUGCCUUACUUUCCUGUUUUCUCUUUAAUUGAUAAUUGUUUUAUUGAAUUUUGACGCUAUGAAUACUGCUUUCGAUAUGCUUGGUGUUGUUAGUCCUGGAAGGGAAUCAUGGCGCUUUAAGGUGCGUGUGCUUCGUCUCUGGACUACUUCGUCUUUCCUCCAACCUGAAGUGGUGAACACACUUGAGAUGGUUCUCAUUGAUGAAAAGGGCGUUAAAAUUCAUGCCAGUGUUCGUCGCCAGUUGCUAUAUUUAUUUCAGUCUAAAAUUAGUGAAGGAAAUGUUUACAAGAUGUCAUACUUUACUGUUUCCCCUGCUUCUGGUUUUUACCGAACCACUCCUCACCCCUAUAAGCUUGUGUUUCAAUUGAAAACGAAGGUUCAAGUUUCUGAAAGCAACAAGAUUGAUCUGUAUGGAUUGUCCCUUACCAAGAUAUCUGAUAUCCACAGUGAAGUAGCUGCUCCUGAGUUUUUAGUUGAUGUUAUUGGGGUGAUUACUGGAAUGUCUGCUGACAGGGAAUACAUUCGUGAUGGAAAAGUUGUUAAGAUGAUUGUGUUUGAGUUGACUGAUCAGAGUGGAAAAUGUGAAUGUGCCUUAUUUGGUGAUUAUGUCCAUUCACUUCAAAGUAUGCUCGGAAAGGCGCAUAAUGGGUUGCCGGUUGUUGUAGUUCAAUUUGCGAAAAUUAAAACUUUCAGAGGGAGUAUAUCAAUUCAAAAUAUUAUAAAUGCUACAAGGCUAUUUGUUAAUCCUGCUAUUGAAGAGGCUGAUGCAUUAAAAAAUGGGAUUGCUGCUAAUGGGAUUGAAACACCCUCAACAAUUCCUUUGCUCGGUGCUCGAGCUAAACCUUCAUAUGAGGAAGAUUUUCUGUUGAACUAUCCCAAAAUAACUAUAGCUGAGUUGGUUGAAAAGGCUGAAGACGGUGUGUAUGUUGUAUGUGCUGUUGUCGAUGGUCUGGUCGAGGGUGAGGACUGGUGGUAUCCAGCUUGCAAUUGUCAUAGGAGUGUGGUUGCUGAUUCUGGUGCCUAUUACUGUAAAGUUUGUGUCAAGCAUGUUUACCAGAUGUUUCCCAGCUUGAAAUUAUGCAGGUACAAGGUUAAGUUUCGUGUUGCAGAUUCAACUGGAAAUGCUGUUUUCGUUGUUUUUGACAGUGACAUGCGAUUGCUUAUUCAUAAGGAUUGUAGUGAUGUGGUUGCUGCCUUCAAGCCUGAAUCAUCAAUUGAGUAUCCUACUGAUUUUAAGCUGCUCAAAGGGAUGAGGCUAUUGUUUAAGGUUGAAAAGGUUACAAAUGCUUUUGAGCAGUUUGAUGUUUCAUAUAAGGUUAAGCGUGUGUGCAAUGAGCUAUCUACGAUUGAGGCUUUUGGUGUUCCGGAAGUGACCAACAGUCCUACCAGGGUGUUGUCAAGUGGUUUUUCGGAAUCUGAAGACGAGUCUGAUAUGGAGCAUGAAUUUGUUGAAGAUUCUCUGAAUCGUGAUAUUGUGGUGCAAGGUGAUGGCGACGCUGGUUGUGCUGGAUCGUUGGAAGCUGUUCAUGUUAAGGAUUCCGUUGUUGAUUCGGCUGGUGAAGUUAUAAGUUUGGACGAUGACUCUGAUGCUGGAAUCACAGAGUUUGUCUCUGCUGCAUCUAAGCUUGCAAAGGAUGCAAAGUUGUUCGCUGUUAAGAGAAACCUGUCUUCUGCUUUUGCGGAGUGUAAUGAUAUAGGAGAAUCAAGCAAUCCAUCAAAGUGUUUGAAGACUAAGGAAGAAUGAUUUGUGCUGAUGGUGGUUUUUAGAUGUUUUGUUGUUGCAGUUUAAUAUGUAAUCCAUUGUGUUUGUUUGUUUUGGUUGAUUGUGUUUUGUUUCUUAGAUUUGAAUUUGAAUUCCCUAAUUGUUGUUGCUGUAAUUGCAGUUUCUGUGAUGCAAGCAACAAUUUUAGUUUCUUCGUUUUGAAUUCCCUAAUUGUUGUUGCUGCAAUCAAACUUGCUCUGAUUCAAGCAACAAUUUUAGUCAAUGUGUAAUUUGUUUCUAAGUUAUUUGAAUUGAAUAUGAAGUAAUUUGUUUAUUAUA
Molecule: messenger RNA, 2375 nt
Organism: Trifolium pratense (red clover)
Lineage: Eukaryota; Viridiplantae; Streptophyta; Magnoliopsida; Fabales; Fabaceae
Product: replication protein A 70 kDa DNA-binding subunit B-like
Exons: 9
Coding region: 393-2078 (561 amino acids)
Biological process (GO): DNA replication; DNA recombination; DNA repair
Cellular component (GO): nucleus
Molecular function (GO): DNA binding
Source: RefSeq, a predicted model, not a curated record